Molecule: messenger RNA, 3171 nt
Organism: Eimeria tenella
Lineage: Eukaryota; Apicomplexa; Conoidasida; Eucoccidiorida; Eimeriidae
Product: voltage gated chloride channel domain-containing protein, putative
Exons: 10
Coding region: 1-3171 (1056 amino acids)
Biological process (GO): transmembrane transport; chloride transport
Cellular component (GO): membrane; early endosome; Golgi apparatus
Molecular function (GO): voltage-gated chloride channel activity
Source: RefSeq, a predicted model, not a curated record
AUGAAGGCAUCGUCGCAGUGGACUCUAGAUGCGGAUUUUCUGCAACAGCCAUCAUUUGUCACAGAGAGACAGGAGCAGCAACAAGGAGAAAAUCAGGAACUAAGUGAAGGGUGCGGGCUGCUUCAGGAGCAGAAGGAAAAGCAGCAGCAAAGCGAGCGAUUGCUGCUGCCAUUCCAUACGGCGCAAACUGACAAGGUGGAAGUGGGGAGCUCAGUAGAGCUACAACAGCAGCGACAGGCCCUUCAAGAGCAAGAACAACGGCAGCAACAUGGAGAGGGUCCUCUCUGGGAGUUAUUAUUUUUCAGGAGAAGCAACUGGCAGCAGCAGCAGAGCGAUAUUGGGCAGCAGCUGCGGCUGCUACUGAGGUGCCUUGCGGCUGCUCCUGGCUUUCUGCUGCAGCAGCUGCUGCAGCACCUGCUGCUUCUGCUGCAGCUACUACAGCUCGCAGCAGCACAGGCGGCAAAACUAAAAAUUUGGAUUCUUUCAGCAGCUACGGGCAUAGCAACAGCUGCAGCUGCGGUGUACAUACAACUGAGCUCGGAGGUUAUUGCAGACUUCCGAACUGGCUUCUGCCAUGAUUCACUUCUGAAGGCUCAUGAUGGAUGCCUUGCAGGCGUGCCGAAGGGUUUUGCCGGCGUGGGGCCCUGGCGUUCGUGGAAUUCACUCAUUGGGGCUGAGGGUCUCACAGGAGACUUCGUGGACUUCUUUGGCUUCUUUCUCGUCUCAGUCGGCUCUGCUACUGCUGCUGCUGCUGCGGUAACUGCCUUCGCACCGCAAGCUGCAGGAUCGGGCAUAGCCGACGCGAAGGUAUUUAUGAGCGGGUUUAGAGACAGCAGCUUUCUUUCUCCUCGGGUGUUGGCGGUGAAACUUCUUACCCUAUCUCUAGCAGUGGGCAGCGGCCUCUCCUUAGGCAAAGAAGGGCCCAUGGUUCAUAUUGCCUGCUGUUUGGGAUUCCUGCUCCUCAAGACCUGUCGGCGCGCUACAGUGGCGGUUCCUCGGGUGUACCGGCAGCUUAGAUCUCGCGUUGCAGGCAUCUGUGGUUCACUAUGUUGGCGUGUAUCAGCACUCCGGGCUGGCCACGUCGCGGCGUCAAAUCCAACCACAGCCGCCGAAGAAGAAAAUACAGAAAUUAUCAAACUGUGUAGUCUGCCUGCGAGUUCUACGACAGCAACAGGUUUCCCCCUUAAAAAUCGGGAUCCCGACGAGCCCCUCAAUGCAAUUCUUCUUGCAGCAUGUGCAGCGGGAGUUGGUUGCGCAUUUUCUGCACCCAUUGGGGGACUCUUGUUUGCUUUUGAAGAAAUGGGGGGCGGCCUUGGAGCGGUUGGGCUCAGACCAAGUAAAGAAUCAUCUGGAGCCCAGAGGACGCUUUGGAUUUGCUGCUGUUGUUGCGUCGCUGCUGCGAUUACAAUGCAUGCCUUUGGAAGCCUUGAUCCUAUGGCUGCCACCACACUGUUUCAGUCCACGAGAUACACCUUCACGUACGGAUUUUGGGAGCUGGUUCCCUUCGCCUGUUUGGGGGUUUUGGGGGGAUUACUGGGCCCAGUGUUUGUGAGGCUCUGCAUGAAAUGGUUGCGCAUUCACAAGGUGCUGCUGCAAAGUACAUGCAGCCCAAUCAAAGAGGCUGCGAUUGUCGCGGCUAUCUCGGCGGUCACCAACUACUCACUCCCAAUGAUGAAGCACACCUCAGCGGUCCUUUUGGAAAAUUUAUUUUCGCGGUGCAGUGCGGACGCAUCUGCCGAUCCCUUGGACAUGUGUGUCCGAGGCACUGCAAGUAGCAGCAGCAACAGCGAUGGCAGUAACGGUCAGGGUCCCGCCCUGUCUGACGCAUAUCGAGUGGAUGGAGCCCUCGCACUAGAGCUCUGCUGCGUCUUGUUUUUCAAAACAGUGUUGACGGUGUUUUCCUUCGGCCUUAUGGUGCCAGCCGGCAUCUUCGUUCCAGCUCUGACGAUAGGGGCGUCAUACGGUCGGCUGAUGGGUUUGCUGAUGCUGCGUUUGCGCCCUCUCUUUCGCACGUCAUCUCUUUCCGAAACUUUUGCAAGUCCUGGAGCAUAUGCUUUAGUCGGGGCUGUCUCCUUUUUGGGAGGAGUAACGCAAACCAACAUAGCCUUGAUUGUAAUUCUUAUAGAAGUCACCAAGACCUCAGCUGCUCUGGCUCUCCCCUUUCUGCUUUCUCUUGCCAUCGCGAAACUCCUCAGUGCCAGGACACAACAAGGGGGAUUUUACGCUGCCCUAAUUCGAUUUAAAAGGCAACCCUACUUCUUCCAUGAGACUCAAGUUUGCUUUGACGGCCUGACUGCUGCUGAGGCGAUGACAAGGGAACUGCAGAUGCUAUCAGUGGAAGAAACUCCCACACUAGCAGGGCUCAAAGCUCUGGCCGACAACUGCUCCUUCCACGGACUUCCUGUGGUUUUGUCACGAAGCAACAAGCGCCUCUGCGGUUAUCUGCACGCGUGGCAGCUGCGUUUGCUGCUGCAGCAUCUGUUGCAGCUGAAGCACCCUCUGGUCCACGCGCAUACAUUGGUUUCUCUUUAUGCCUUCCGUUCGAUGGCAUCAGCCAACGCAGGCAACGUACCCCCACACCAACAACAACGAAAGCAACAACAGGAGCAGCAGGAGAAGGCCUUGAGGUCCUGUGCCUGUCUCCUUUUCCUAAGUGAAGAUGGGACUCUUCUUCAGUCCAUCCCGCUACUACGUUUAGAAGCAGAUGGCCAUCUGCGAAUUCUCGCAACAGCAGCAGCAGCAACCGCCGAGCAAGCUGCAGAUGUACAGGACACGCCAACGUCAGAGGCAGCGGGAGUAGCAGCAGUGGGCAGCAGCAGCAGCAAGUAUGCAGGGGUAGAAAUGGAAAUGCAACAGUUGGCUUGUGUCUCACACCCAUCCGAAUUGGUAACUACAGCAACGGAAGCAGACAAAACUAUAGACUCAGUAGCAAUAGCAGCGGGGCAGAGCACCGCUUCUGGUUUUCAGGUGUGCGUUGACAUCUCUGUGCUGGUGGAUGAGGAAGUGCUUCAGCUUCCUCCUCACACUCCCCUUCUGCAAGUCUAUAGAUUGUUCGGGUUACUUCAUUGCGAGGUUUGUUUGCUAUCGCGCUGCGGUGUGUUGGAAGGGCUGAUCGGCAAGAAGAGCUUUCUCACCGCAAUGAGAACCCCGCAACUAGAUGAUUGCUGUUGA